AUGAGAUCUGUGGCAUCCAGGCGCACGGCUGAUGCUGGUCAAUCGUCUCCGCGCAAAAGCAGUGGCACCGCUAGCCGAACGACAAGCAAGCGAACUUCGGCCCACCUUGCCGCACAGCGCCAACAGCGCGUCGAGAACCAACGGACGGGGAUACGCAAGUCUACCCGGCUGGCGGCUCGCGAAGCGCAGGUCAACUCUGCGUCGACUUCGAGUUCGGCGUCGACAGACUCAGAGUACAGUGCGCCCAGGACUCCGAAGCGCAAUGCAUACAAGGCCGUCCGUGAGGCGCGCAUUGGACAUAUAACCCCCCAAUAUCGCAUCACCAGUGAAGAUUCUAGACCCCACGCAAGGGAUGUUGCCGCGGUCGCACCGACGGGCAGCAGAUGUGCGGGGUCUGGAAAGUCCAAGGAGAAUAAGACGGUUCAAGUUUCGCAUAUCGUGGAUCGGGCGACCCCAGCAGAAGAGCUCAAGGAAUUCGAAAAAGCGUCGGGGGUCCUUUCGGAAUCUAUCAACCUUGACCAGCGGCUCAACCUCGUUCUGCUGUCUUCUGAGAUACAUAUCCCUUUCGACAAUCGGCUACUCAUCAUCAUACCCACGCGCCCCGAUCUGGAGAAACUCUAUGUCGCACUGAACAAGAAGGUCGUCAUCGGCUGGACUGGCGAAAAGGCCCCCAGGAAGAAUAAGGCCGGGUUUAUUCAUCAUGAGGAGAUCUUCCCUUUCCUUUCCCUUGGUAGGGAUUGCCGCAUGAUUCCUCUCUUGAACUGGGCCGAUGCGCCAAUCGUAAUCAUCAAGCACCUCCCGGACGGCACCACCAAGGAACGGACCAUUAGGCGUCCCUUCACGACCCCCACUGGCAGGCCGCAACUCCCCUUGGCGAAGCUGCAUGGCGGGCCUCACUUCUUCUCCUUCAAGGCCUACAAGACCCUGACGCACAAGGAUCUCGCAAACAAGGACGUGGUUCCUGCGUAUGCUAAAGAGGAUGUGAGGCUUGUUAUGAAGAUUGGGCGGAUCAUGGACGGUAUCGACGCGCCGGAGGUCGCUUGA
This is a messenger RNA of Schizophyllum commune H4-8, 1044 nucleotides long. RefSeq lists its product as uncharacterized. The coding region runs from base 1 to 1044 and encodes 347 amino acids. Lineage: Eukaryota; Fungi; Basidiomycota; Agaricomycetes; Agaricales; Schizophyllaceae. The record is from RefSeq and is a predicted model, not a curated record. The transcript has 4 exons.